AUGCAGCCAGAGCCCAUCAACGCAUCACAAAACGUUUCGUACCAGCAAACCUCUUUCGACACCGCCACCACCUCCCAGCAUGGACAGCGCCGCAGCCUUGACUUCCAGGUCUCUCUGCAGCCUCACUCGGGUGAGCUGCGGGGAGAGUCUGGGCCACAACCCCGCGGGUUCGCACGCGAUGCGACGCGUUCAGAGGCCGAUACUGCAGUCGGGACCGUGGAAACAGAUGGACUGAAGCGCGUCGCGUCUCCCUCGCCACCCCCGAGGGACAGGAUCACCGAAUACGAGAAUGCGCUGAAGUCUUCACCGCGAAAGCCUGCUGAUGGGCCCCUCUUCGAGAUCGUCAAGAGCAACAAGAAGCCCAGCGAUAAGAGCUCGCCUAUCGCGAACCUGCCUAAUGAGGUUCUGAUCCAUGCCAUCGCCCACCUGUCACCAAACGAUCUCGCCGCCGUAUCCCUAGUCUCUCGCCGCUUCCAUGAUGUAGUCACUACCCCACACGCCUGGCAGGUGGCAUUCGGUCGCUACUUCCCUGGCCCACACUCACUCGAAGAUGCCGCCUUUCGUUCAGCCCUUGAGGGCAGUGGCUCAGUCGUGCGAUCAGAGAAGAGACGCUUCACCAGGCUCACUGCGCUGGCAUCGUGGAGAAGCGAGUACAUUCUACGCACGAGACUAUUGCGGUCUUUGGUCAGGGGCAAGCCUGUACAGGUACCUGCGACACCGUCCCGCGCAUCUCAGAUGCAGACCAUCACCCCGAUGAUUACCUACGAUGCAAAAACGUAUACUAUCAUCAACCACUUGCAGGCCACGUUCGGAACCGGUUUGAACAAGAAGAUGCCGCGCUUUAUCCAUGGUGCAGACGAUAUCGGCAUGGUGACCAGCAGCGAUCCGAUGACUGGCAAAGUGGAUCCUUGGGGACAGAGCGACCCUCACUUCUAUGGCCAAUUCUCAGAACGCUUUCCGGGUACCGCAGAGUGGGGUCUGGGCUCAGGAGAGGUCGUCGGGCGGCCCAAUGUCAUGGACAUAUCGCAGCCAUACGGCAUGAUCUAUGGCCAGGGCUGUCCCGAGGGCUCGUGUUAUUACCGCUCCCUUGAGGAGAUGCGUGGUCGAUUUAUAGCUGAGCCCACCGACUUCGCUAUGCCUGAAGUCGGUAUACCAAAGCUGGGUAUCGACGGUGGUGCUAUCUGCAGCGUUUGGAUCGCCAAGUCAAACACGAUCCCGACCCUUUCGGAUGGCUUGAUAGGCAUGAUGAUGGGGUCUGCAGCUGGUGUAGUCAGUGCCUGUAGCAUCGGUACAGAUGGUCUUCGCUCAUCCCGUGUACAGCGUGGGGAGCUGACUGCGCGCUGGGUUCUCAGCCCAGGAGUGCCUAUCAUUGCCAUUGCCGUCGACGAACAAUACUCAACCAAGCGCUAUGCUCAGAACCGCAUUUGGGCGGUCGCUCUGAACGCACUUGGCGAGAUCUUCUAUCUCACCAAAUUUCCAACUCGCAGCCAGGCCACGAAAGGCGACAUUGAGCACUACUCGGAAUAUCUGGGUUGGCUCACUGGCCGCACCGUAUACUGGAACUUGGCGGAGCCCAGCCGACGUACUGCGAGGCCUGACCCGUACAGCGAUGCCGAUGUCGACGGUAGUUAUUCGCCGCGAACCUCAUGGGAUGGCAUGUGUUUGAGCAAGGAUCAGAUCAUCGCCGAAACAAGGGAGAUUCAAGAAUAUCUUCGCAAGCAGCCAAAACAUUUUCGAAAAGCGUGCCUUGGAUGGGAUAUGCGACGAACGCUCGAGGUUGACUUUGCUGGAGACGAUGGAAAUCAUGCUGGAGAAUCCGUAGUGGUCUUCGAAUGCGGGCUUGAAGAGGGAGACGUCGCCGAUGUCAAACGCUUCACUCGUUGUAAGAUUGACGAAAAGGACAAGAGUGCGAACAUCUCAAGUCGCAUUUUUACGCCUCAGCCUGCGCAAGCUACAUCUUUAUUCGGCGGCCCUGGCGCAGAUUCUACAAAGCCUCCUCGUGGUCGCAGCUCUUCAUACAUCUCGGGCACAAGUUCACCAGAACGAGCCGCUCUAUUCGAAGAAUGGAGGUGCUCAAAGUUGACUUUCGGUGGGUUCAAGAGCACUCAGGUCACUACAACUGCUUUGGACGUCUCUACCUUUGCCACUUUGACUUUGUUUGAGGAUCCUGCGCUUGGUUUCUCGACUGCCUCGACUGCAUCCUCGCCUUACUCUUCUCCGAUGUCUGUUGCAAGCCAGCCCGCCUCUCCCUCUGAUAUUCCUGGACAACGCGCAAGGUUCAUCGCUGCUGGUACCAAGUCUGGAGUGGUUCUGCUUUGGGAUGUCCGGGCACCUACGUCGCGCUCGUCGGAGUACACAAACGACAUUGAGCCAGUUCGUAUCAUCUAUACUGACUCGCCAGAGAUAUCCUGCGUGGCUGUCACCUCACUCUAUCUCGUAGCAGGUGGAAACGACGGUUUGGUACAGGCAUGGGAUCCACUGGCUUCGAGCAUGUCGCCCAUUACAACACUUCACUCUCGACAUGCGUCGCGUGCCCGUAGACAGCUUGUGCAGGCCCAGGCUUCCGUUCAAGGUGUCGGUAUCAACAUGUUUGCUGCUGGUGCCGUAUGUCUGGAUCCUGAUCCGACCGUCUUGCGUGGUGCAGUGUCUCUUGGCAAUCAGCUUCGAUUCUGGAGUUACAGCUCAUCUGCAGCCGAUCAGUAUAGAAGCAGUAAACGCAGGCUGCGAAGAGCCGAGCGUGGAAGUAACAAUACCACAGAGCGCUUCGCCGGUACAGGCAGAGUCAACCUGAAGAACUACAUUGCCAACGAACAGUUUGAGUUGGAGCGCGAUAGACAAGAGCGUCACAAGCAGGCCGAGCGUUUGGCAGGCCGUUUUGGCACAGAGUUACUAAGUGAGGAGGAAGCUCUAGCAUACGCUGCGAUGCUUUCACAAGAGGCUGCUGAGGCAGACGAACUACGCCGCAUCGAGCGCGAGAGCAGUGCCCUCAAGAGUGAGCCUGUAACGCCAGAGGCGAGCGUCCAAGGUCAACUUUCAUCGCCUGAUACCAAGGACGACGACGAACUGGAUGCCGACAUCGCCGAAGCCAUCCGUCUUUCUCUCAACGACAGCUCCGGAGCUGCCAGCUAUGAACCCGCCUCUACGCCUCCUUCUGCGUUCGAGAUUCCGAUCAAGUACGCCAAAAGCAAAAAGUCUCCGCCAUCCCGCUCCCAAAAGAGCACGCCCAGGAAGGGUAAGGCCGCUGCUGGUUCAAGUAACGAGAGCGAGAUGUCAGAUUUGGAAUUUGCUAUGCAACUGAGUCUUGCUGAAGAGCAGAGUCGAAAGGAUGCUGAGGAUGCUUUUCCACCGCUCAGUCCAGCAGCUGGCAGUAAGGGUAAGGGCAGAAUGUGGUAA
Molecule: messenger RNA, 3393 nt
Organism: Alternaria hordeiaustralica
Lineage: Eukaryota; Fungi; Ascomycota; Dothideomycetes; Pleosporales; Pleosporaceae
Exons: 2
Coding region: 1-3393 (1130 amino acids)
Biological process (GO): proteasome-mediated ubiquitin-dependent protein catabolic process
Cellular component (GO): nucleus; proteasome regulatory particle, base subcomplex; cytosol
Molecular function (GO): polyubiquitin modification-dependent protein binding
Source: RefSeq, a predicted model, not a curated record